AUGUACACUUCCACCCGUUCACAAUUAAAGUUACACACACAUCAGAUUUCGGAUUUAUUAUAUUAUUCUCCACCUCGAACACAUAAUAGUUUUCAUCAUUCAAGUAAUCAAACAGGAAAUUCUUCACCUAUUCAACUUAUUUCACCAACCAUUAUGUCGACAUCUCAACCGAUAUUAGAAUUAUCUGAAGAACACAAGAAUGAGGAUUAUAUACCUCCAGUAGAACAUAAGUCUAAUUUUCAGUCAUUCCGAAUGCAAGAAAAAAUCGCUUUACAAUCAAUUCAUAAAUUAACGACUGAAGAAAUGCUUCAAAUUGAUCAAUGGUUAUCUGUUUUAUAUAAGACAUUUGAAGAUUUGGAAUAUCCACCGUUAUAUCGUGUCCUUCAAGCAACUACAUAUUUUAAUGAUGAAUUACAAAUAUGGUAUGAAACGACCAAACAUGAAAUUAAUAAUGAUUGGUCCAGUUUUUGUGAUCGAUUGAAACAAUAUGCUCUUGCUCGUCAGAUGAAUCCAUCAACAGUGAAUCAUUCGUUAUCAAACAACAAUGAUAUACCUUCAUUCGAAUAUCUUAUUGAUACGAAAUUUAUAAAAUAUUCUGGUAUAGGUGAUGCAAAGAAUUGGCUGUUACAAACAAUGCAUCAAUUUAAACAAUGUGGAUUACGUAGACUUGAACAACUUCAAGCCAUUCCAUUUUUAUUAAUUGAUACAGCGUAUUUGUGGUAUGUAGAAAAUAUUGAUUUAAUUGUUAGCUUUGAAUUAUUUAGUAAACUAUUCCUUCAAAAAUUUACGUGCACACUAUUAAAAUCUCAAGAUAUUUCUCGUGGUGACACGGAUAAAACGCUAUCUGUCGUUACUGGCUCUUCAUUUACAUCGCAUUUACAACAAACAAUAGAUGAUGAAAUUAUUAAAAAACCAACCUAUUUUCGUGGUUCAAAAGAUGAUGUUCAUGACUGGCUAGAUAAAUUAGAACAACGUUUUGUCAUGGUAAAAUGGUCGGAUGAACAAAAAUUACAAUAUAUUUCAAUACAUUUACAAGAUGAUGCACAGCGUUGGUGGACACAAGCGUCAAAUGUGAUUAAAACAUGGUCAUCGUUUACUGAAGCAGUUACACAUGCUUUUGGUUCAACAAAAGCACAACAAUUAGCUUUUGAACAAUUGAAAUGGUAUAAACAAACGAUUAAUCAAUCUAUUACUCAAUAUUAUGAUACCAUUAUGGAGUUAUGUAAAAAAGUCGAUGCUGCUAUGCCUGAUUCAUUAAAAUUAAAAUAUUUAAUGACUGGUAUUAAAGAUUCCUUAAAGUUGCAUGUUGCUUUACAAGAUCCAAAAACAACGGAUGUCUUUCUAUUGAUUGCUCGAAAAGUAGAAGAUACAUUAUCACUUACAACUUCAACUAAUGAAAUGCAUCAAGAUCAUCUUACAAUCAAUGCUGUUGCACAGUCGAAACCAUUAACACGACCAUUUAUUCAACAACAAUCAUUUAGAAAUUUUCCACAACACACGUUCCAACAAACAUCACGUCAACCAUAUCGUCCAAAUUAUUCGCAUACGCCACGAAUGGACAAUCAACAAAUCCGACAUUAUGCUCCUUCAAGAUAUUCAUCUUACAAACAACAAUCAUUUCGUUGUUAUAAAUGUGGUACUCCCGGUCAUUAUGCACGGGAUUGUACUCGUCCCCAUUUCGAGUAA
Molecule: messenger RNA, 1686 nt
Organism: Rotaria socialis
Lineage: Eukaryota; Metazoa; Rotifera; Eurotatoria; Philodinida; Philodinidae
Source: the annotation of a GenBank genome assembly